GUUAUUUGUGCGUGCGCGUUGCCAAUAAACGGGCAGCGGCUUUUGCUCAGCUCUCGUGUGAUACAAAAAUGUGGAUUCCUGUGGAUUCCGAUUGAUUGUUUAUCGUUAACCGUUAGCCGAUUCGGCAGUGUGUCUUUUCCAAAAUUUUAACCGACAACAACAAUCGAAAUGACAACAACAACAAUGCAUAGUUCCUGCUGAGUAGCUUUUUUGUAUAAUCGAAUGAGUGUCCCUUUGUGUAUUUGAACGAGAUCCAAGGUAAACCAAGAUGAAAGUCAAUCAAGCAAUAACAACAGAAUCCGCAACAACAACAACUAAUCACUGCCACCUACAAACAAUAAGUUAACAACAAUAACAGCAAAAACAGCCGCACCGAAGAGGAGAAAGACCCCAAAGACCGGAAGAAAAAGCAGAAAACGAAGGAAUGUGGCAAACAGGAAACUAGAAAAUGUCCCAACCCUCGUAGCUAGCUGAAAUUUCCCAAUAGGAAAAUGGAUAACCGCAGAAACUGAUAAAUAUGUUAAGGAACAACAUAAAAGGAUGAACUAAGAAGAACUCCACAUUAAAUGAAUGCAUAGGUAAAAACAACUAUCUACAUCAACAGGAGAAUGAACGACUAUCAACAACUGCCAAGAAGAUUCAACAACGAUAAUAUACACCAACUAACAAAAUAAGUUUACAAAAACCAAUAAAGAAAAUUCAAAUUUUUCCACAACAACUAUAAAUGAAAUCAAUGUCUUACAAAAAUAACUAUUAAAUAGAGAGUACUUUAACAACGAAAAGGUUAACAACUAGCUGUUUUGAAAAUAAAUACCAAAAACUUCCUAGCAGUGGCUAAAAAUCUUCAAAAACAUGUGGUAAUUAAAAUAAACUAAUAAACUAACCAAUAAUAAAAAAGUGCUUGCCAAUAUCAAAAACUUUAAAUCUUUAGGAUUAAUACAUAGUAAUGCUAAACACCGACUAAACUCGCACAAAAUUUAAACUAACGUAACGUUUUAGCAAAAACAAUUCUUAUUAUCGAAAAUGCUUACAUUUAAAUAAAUGUUGUGGAUUAUGCAAAUGAAAGUAUCUUAGAUCUACGGCUUCCAUACAUUUAAAACAUUACUAAACAAACUGGUAAAAACCUAAAUAUUUGCUAAUCAUUUCACAUGAAAUCACAUUUUUACAAUAAUUAAUGUAUUUAACAACAAGAGAUAUUCAACAACAACUUACAACAAGGACGCGCACCAAUUCUCGAGAAUGAACCAACAAAGGAAUUCCAGCAGCUGGAACGCAUUUGGCAUAAACUGAAAAACAUCUUAACAAAAAACCAAAUAAAUAUAUAAAAAACUAUUUAUUGGGUAAAAGCGAAAAGAGUAAUGGGAACUGUAAUAAGCUAACAAAUAUACUCGUAUGCAACAAUCACUUUCAACAAUAUAUCCCUCAUCAAGAAAACAUCAUCGAAUCGCCGCAAGGAAUCUAGCGGAUUCUUCAAGAUGGAGCGCAUGUGGCGAAAAGUGAACCACAGUUUGCGCAACACCAGCAAGUCGCAAGCACAGCAAGCAGCAGGUGGCGAUGGAAUCAUCGGUGGCCCCGCCACAGGAGGCACUGCAGCCACGCCUCAAUCCACCGACACGAUUAGUUCGGCUGGCGGUUUCGGCGAUGGCCAGCUGGUGGUCGCUGUCCAGGGAUUAGCCACCGGAGGCAUUGGGGCUUCCAUCACUGCCAGUGGGGGCAGCAAUGCCACCGGACGACGCCUGGCCAGCAGCGGAGGAGGUGGCGGUUGUAACAAAUCCCUUAGCCAACAUGUCCUGCAAACACGUACCGCUUCCUCGGAACGCCGCAGGCGACGCCGUCGGAAAAGUCGCCCACGACGUGGCGGUGGAAUGGGAGUCACCAGUUGCGUCGGCGAUCCUGGUGGCGACAAUAUGUCUUCCUCGGGCGGCUUUUAUACACUGAAAGAGCACCAGCACUAUCGUCCCAGUCACCAUCAUGGCGGUGGCGUCUCUGUCGGCGGUGGCGGUGGCUCAUCCCGUCGUCUUUUCGCCACUUCGGCGCCCAGCGGCACAGUGAUGAUGUAUCCGAAUCCCCAGCGCGCCACGGCACUAGCACCAUCUGCGGGAUCUGGAACCGGGCAGGCAACCACUGCGGGAGGAGGAGGAGGAGCCGGCGGUGCUGGGGGUGGAGCGACUGGAUCCGGAUCUGGAGGACAGCCGGACAUCUCACUGAGACAGCGGGCGGUGGCCAAGUUGCGCAUGUUCAACUUCCAUCUCAACUGGGAUCUGCACAUGACGCACUGCAAGCCCUGCGGUCCCCGUUUGAGUGGCAGUGGUGGCAACAUAAUCACCCGAAGGCUGUGCCGCAAUCGUCGACGCGAGGACAACGAACUGUACCGCUCCAAUAGCUUCAAGUUCGAGCGAUUCGAGCGCAAGGAGUGCCUGGAGGAGCUAUCCAACACGUUGCAGAAGCAGAUUGCCAUCUGUGAUGAUUACAGCCUGCCCGUAGACUUUGUUAAAAAACGACCGUCCAGCUUUGAUCCGUGCCUGGCGGAGGCGAUACCAGCGAAUCCCGAGCACUGGAUUGCCCCCAGUCCGCAAACCGAGUUUCUGCCAUUCGGUGAAGCCCAACAAGCGUUGCAGCUACAACCAGCAGCAGCAACAGCAGCAGCAACAACAUCCGCAGCAGCAGCGGCAAACGCAACAGCGGCAGCUCCCCAACUACCGCCCCCGCUGCCCGUUACCGUGGCAACAUUGCCCACUCAGGCGGCGACAGCAGCAGCAGCAACAGCUGCGAUUUUGGCCACUCACCAGCAACAGCAGCAGCAGCAAUUGCAGCAGCAUCUGCAUUUGAGCAGCAGCAACAACAACAACAACGGCGGCAGCACACACGGCCAACAGCAUACGCACAGCAACAACAACAACACAUUGCCAGUAGGGGCACAGCAGCAGCAGCAGCAGCAUCAACAACAACAGCGUGCAACAUUGCAACAUCCACCGCUGCCCAACAGCAACAUCAAGCAGGCAUCGGUGAAAUUAAUCGAAGGAUAUUCAGAUCCAAAGGAUACGCGCAAUCACAAGAAGGUCUACCACAAAAAGGCCAAGAAGCGCUCGUCUACUGGCCACAAGCGGCAUCAGCAACAGCAGCAGCAGCAGCAGCCGCAUCAGCAGCAGUUGCAGCAGCAGCAACAGCAGCAAACGUUGCCAACGCCCAGAAGUGCGCAGCAGCAACAGCAACUGCAGCUGAAGUUGCAGCAGCGGCAUUCCACCUACAACAACAACAACGGCAACUCAAGAAAGGACAAACGCAACAGUCAUUACAAUUCAGACUCCUCGGCUCCGAAAUCCUCCGACGACGAGGCGGACAUCGACGAGGAGGUUGAGCAGCAACCGCUGCCCGUGCCACAAGCACCUGCCCAGAGUUUUCCGCAACGAGCGGCCGGUCUCAACUCGCCGGAUUCCAUAUCCGAUGACCUGGUGCGUCCGCUUCCACCGCAACUGCAGCGCAGUCCGCGCAAACUGACCGUCGCUCCGGCGGAGCACAACAAGCGUCAGCCCUCGCCCUACUACUACUCCGAUCUGCUCAAGAGCCGUGACAAGGACAAGGACAAGGACAAGGACAAGGACAAAGACAAGGAUAAGGACAAGGACAAGGAACGGGACAAGGACAGGGAGGACUUCAAGCUCAAGUGUCGCCAGUCGACGGCCAGUGAACCGCCGCAGCAAACCCAGACGCAGUUGGGUGGCUACCGGAAGAGCUCCAGCUUGGAUGUGCCGCCGGCGGAGGAGCAGCCGGAAGCAGAGAGCCACGAAGAGGAGGAUCCCAGGACGGGACAGGACUCCCAAUCCACGCCCAAGCGAUACAGUUUCACUGAGGAGGGUGUGCACAUCAUCCGCUGCGAGACGCCCAGCACCAGUACUUCCGAGGAAUCCGAUUGCAGUGAGUGCCUCAAGCGACGCGAGUGGCACGCUCGUGCCUUAGCCUUAGUCCGCAAGACCUGCAACGUUCAGCCAAGGAACCAGAAUCCCACUGGCAGCGAGCUCCAGCUGCAGCUGCAGCAUUGCGACGCCGGCGAGGGCGAACUGCUCAAGUGCUGUCCACCGCCACCGGCUCCAGCGGAGAUCCAGGCUCAGGUCCAGCCGAUGCCACCGCACCGCCUGCUGGGACCAGCAGCCGUGUGCGGAGCCUGCAUCACAUCCGCUCCUGCCUCCUCCUUGGCCGGCGGACGGGGCAGCGAGCUCGGCGAUGAUCUGGAAGAGGAAUACUUCCGGCCGCGCAGCAUCUUCUAUGUGCAUCCACAUGGCGUCCACGAGUGCGUCGAGUGCGCCCAGCCAGCCCAGCCUGCGACUGUUCAAGCGCCAACGCUGAGCAAUCCAUCGCUCGAUAUCUACGGCGACGACGAGGACGAAGUGGACGGCGACGAGGACGAGGACGAAGAGGACGACUCCGAGGACAUCAUGGGCAGCCGGCGGCGGCAGAUCUAUGAGACGGCCUUCGACUGCAAGAUAGCCAAGUCGGAUGACGACCUAGAUGAGGUGGAUCGCAUUACCAAUUGCUCGGUGUUGCUGCAGUUGAGCAAUGGCAACGGUGGUGACAUCACCAAGGUCACCAGCUCUUCCAAGACCCGGGCCGAGUGCAAGCGAGCCAAAAACUCAAAGAAUCAGGCUCUGCAAGAGCAAACGGGCGAGGCCCAUGUGCAGGUGCAUCAUGUGGAGGCGGAGCUGGGCAAGCUGCAGCUGAGUCAAGUGGACCAGCAGAAUCAGAACCAGAACCAGAGCCAAAACCAGCAGCAUGGAGUGAGUGCCACCGGAAGUGGAGCAAGUGCAUCCAGCACGCAGCAGCUGCCCGUGCGGGGAUAUACCCCAUCGCCGCCAUCGACGGCUCCGCUGCCGAUGAAAUUUCCCGGCAAACAUGAUCGCUACCUGAACAUGAACAGCAUCAGGAGUGCACCCAAUCUGCCCGCCGCCAAUCCAGCGCAUCCGCGUCUCCGGGAUCUCCGUCUGCCCAUCCAGUCCAUGCGGCAUCAGUGCGGCGGCAGCAGCAAUGACAACAGUCUCACCGACAGCGCCUACGUGAAUCCGCCCUCGACCAACUCGAAUUCGAAUGCGGCAUCAGCUUCCGCCUCGGCCUCCGUCUCGGCCACCGGAUCAGCAGCUCCCCGCCGACCGCGAUCCUUUGUCUUGGAAUCGGGCCGGGUGCUGGAGCUGCGACGCAGUGCCCAGGGCCAUCAGAGUGGUCAGUCGACCCACCAUCACCAUCAUCAUCAUCAUCAUGCGCCGGGGAGCAGAAGAAAUCGCCAUGGCCAGGGCCAGGGGCAAACUACCGGUGGUGGCCACAACUACAGCAGCACAGAGAGCAUUGCCACCUCGAGCAGUGGAGGCAGCAUGGAAUCGCUGCGUUCCAGCACCAGCGAGGGCAAUCGCAGCACCUCCAGCUCCGAGUCGCGGCACUCCAGUUCGCUGAGCUCUCACAGCUCGGAGAGCGGCAGUGGUGGCAGCGGCGGUAGCGGUGGCUCCAGUGUGGCCUAUCCCCUGCGACCGGCUCCCCUGCUGCUACAUUCCAAGCUGCACAUCCUGAGUCCCAUUUCCGACAAGUCCUCGCAGGAACCGGCGUCAGCCAGUGCCUCGGAGCAAUCGCAGCAGCCGUCCCAGCAACUGGCGCCGAUGGCGUCGCAGGAAGACGAUUCCACAACGAGUGGCGCACCAGCAGGGAACCAAGUCCAGGUGAAUGCCUCCUUGAAGCAGCCGCGUAGCAAUCGGGGUGCUCCAAAUAAGGCCCUGCUCCAGCUGGCUGAUGAGCUACUAGGUUCGGAUAGUGGGAUAUCGCUGCAUUCCCGGGAGGAGGGAAAACCGCAGGCCUUAGCGCUACAGCGUUUAACGCUGCCCAAGUUGCAGUUGAUUGGUGCUGAAGGAACAACAACGUCAGCAACGGCCUCCGGAGCAGGAGGUAGCUCAGCAACGGGUGGCAGUAGCGGCGCUGGAGGAUCAGGAUCCGGUUCGGUGGUUGCCAGCGGUUCGACUGGCAUACCGCAGGAUCUGCGCGAUUUGCCUUUUGAUAUGCCCAAACUGAGGCGACGCAAGACGCUGCAACAGGAGGCCGCCUGUACAUCGGGCAGUGCCACGUCCGUCGAUCUCGGCGAGCUGCCCUUCGACAUGCCGAAGCUGCGACGACGCCUGAGGGCCAACCAGGCGGAGAUCAAUAACCUACUGAUGCACAGCACCGAAUCCAGUGGCAUCUCGCAGGCUUCCUCCAGUCAUUCGAUGCGCGACGAUCAGAAGUUGUCCAGCAAGUUGGAUACGGCACUUUUUCGGCAGAAUCUCACUCUAAACCUUAAUGAAUCGCGACAGGCGACCAAGCAGUUUGGCAGCCUGGAUCUGCGUGGCCUCAAUAGCAACAAGGAGCUGAACAUGAAUCUCAGCCAGGGAUAUGUCACUGCUGUGGAUCUAAUCGAUGUGACCAUUCCGCUGGAGCGACAGGGUUGGUACCAUGGUGCCAUAACGCGAAUUGAGGCGGAGACCACACUGCGUCCGCUGUCCGAGGGAUCCUUCCUGGUGCGCAACUGCGAGUCCACGAAGCAGGACUACUCGCUAUCCCUCAAGGGCGCCAAGGGCUUUAUGCACAUGCGCAUCCAGCGCAACGAGACUGGGCAGUACAUCCUGGGCCAGUUUAGUCGUCCCUUCGAGACGGUACCGGAGAUGAUCCGGCACUUUUGCCUCAACCGGCUGCCAGUGCGCGGUGCCGAGCACAUGUGUCUGAUCGAGCCGGUCAUCGCCCAGCUGCUCUAGAGAGGCUCCAAGAACUCGAAGGACACCGGGAAGUGGCCAAUCGGAGGCUUUAGAGGCUCCAGGGGAUGGGGAACCAAACAGAAUUACAUAUUAAUAGCUCGUAGAGAACGUAGGAACCUAUGUGAACGAUGUGUAUGCACUAGUUAUAUAUGCGAGUUAGUUGUAAAAGGAUGAUGGCAAUUUUUUCAUGUUUUUUUUUUUUUGGCCUCGAACUUUGUAUGUCGGUCUACUAAAGUACACACACACACAACUCACUCACUAACACACGAACUAGUUUAGCGUUUAAAGUACGUAGCACAUUCAGACAAUACCAGCAAAUUACAAAAACCAAACAACAAACGAUAUUUAUAUAGAAGGCAUAUAUACAAGGGAGACGAAAUAUACAAGAGCAUAUAGAUACGGAUAACAAAAGCACUUGACGACAGUUGCUAAAAACGUAGCGGUACAUGAUGAUCCCCAAUGCGGACAAAGAUGGUACAGAUUUUAGAUGUGUUUACACCGAACCGAGCAUCAGAUUAGGAGCAACUAAUUGUAGCAUUGGGCGCCAAAAGAAACAAAAAAAAAAAAAAACAAAACAAAAAACCCUUCCGUUGGGUAAAGAUUUAUGGUAGAACACAUACAACUCACUUCUAGCGAUUAUAUGGUCGAAACUUAUGCAACUUUUCGCAGCACACACACACACACUCGCCCACUAGCACCGCCCAGCAUCGUCCGAUUAUUCAGAUAAUUACGCCACUAAUUUAUAAACCCUGAGUCCUUUGGCGACGGCUGCUAGUGGGCAUCGCUUAGGGCACGUUUACACUAAGAAAAGUUUUAGCAAGCAACUCUAAAAAUUUGUUGAUUAAUUUUAUGUUACCAAAACGAAGAAAAACGAACAAAAAAUCUAAAAUAUGUAUAUCUAUAUGUAUGAAAACUAACUUUAGCAAGAGCGAUGUCACUUUUUUUUUUGGUCUUAGCUGUAGGUCAGAGGUACGCGAAAUAGAACGCUCAAAGCGCUUUUGGUUAAAGGAUCGAAACGAAUAGGAUCAGAUCAGAUCGGAUCGGAUCAGAAGGAAUUGGAGGAUCGAUCGGAUCGGAUCGGAUCGAAUCGAUAAGGAUGGUUAGAAGAGGCAAGGAUAUAGCAACGCAUAUGAAAUGUCAGUUUAAGUGUUAGUUUCUAAUUGAGCGAACGAAGGACAGACUCUAUAUAUAUAUAUAGAUAUACAUAAUGUAUAUGUAUAUAUAUACAUAAAUAUAUAUGUAUUGAAUGCUACAAAAUGAUAUAUACUUACUAUUUAUAUUUCUAUAUAUACAUCUAUAUAUAUAUAUACACGAUAUUAAAGAGCAGUCAAUGGUUUUUUGGUUCCAGUUCCGAAAGAGAAGCAAGUGUCAGGAUGCAGGAUGCUAAUUAACUAAUUAACUAAUUAUUGUUUCUGGCAGUUUUCUGUUCCACCUUCGUACCGCCGAGCAAUACAACUGAUUUCCAGUAUCUCAACCAAAGUUAUGUUUAUAUGUGUGUGCCAAAGUAAUAUUCUAGUCGUAUGUAUGUGAAUCGAAUCUCCGUGUGAAUAUCAGCGCGUUAUAUUUUUUUCGAUAUGUUGAUUGUUGCCUAAUUUCUAAUACUCAAGCAAUCCGAUGCAGUGCAAUAUACGAAUACGUUUAUAUAUCUCGUUUAUGUAUCUAUGAUUUGACUAAUUUAGCUCUAAGUUACGAACGCCCCGAUUUGUCCAUAGUUAAUAGCGAAUCGGUUGAUAACCAUCUCCAUUUGGCGAAAGCUGCGCCAGUUUGUAAACGGCUUUUGUAAAUAUACGGAAUAUAAAUACAACACGACAGAUAUGUACGAUAUAUACAAGUCGAUAUUAAUAAACACACAACUUUUAAGCUAAGAUUUCAACGUCACAUAGAAACAGCAAAUCCACAUACAUUAACGACGUACAUAACAAUGUAUUUUGAGGCUUCCGUAGCGAUAACAGAAAAAUCAAUCAACCAAACAAACUACCAAGAGAAAAUCAACCAAAAUUCCAAGAUUAUCGCAGCACUCGGGCGUCACCGUUUACACCUGCAAUCCAUGAGGUCGUAGUGCAAAUUCGCUGAGUGUCGAUCGCUUCCGUUUUGUUGUGUAUAAAAAUUGUACUUUUAGGUCUGCGGACGAUGAUGAACAACCGGCUUACUCUAACCGAAACUUGUACUCCAAACUAGAGGCGCUCUCUAUCUACGGCACCCUAAUAUCUGAUUAAUUCAAUUAGUACAGAGCGAAUACGUAACAAGAACUUAACAAACAGAAACCGCAACAACAAACGAAAGAAACGAAAUGUAUUGAAUAAAAAUAAAUAUGAUAAAUUUCCAAA
Messenger RNA from Drosophila sechellia, 9088 nucleotides. RefSeq lists its product as uncharacterized. The coding region runs from base 1476 to 6761 and encodes 1761 amino acids. Gene Ontology annotation, molecular function: phosphotyrosine residue binding. The record is from RefSeq and is a predicted model, not a curated record. The transcript has 11 exons. Lineage: Eukaryota; Metazoa; Arthropoda; Insecta; Diptera; Drosophilidae.